AUGGUAAUGAUAUCGGUAACCGAAGAACUGAAGAUUCAACUGGCAGACUGGUUUAAGGAUACUCAUCUGUUUACAGAAUAUUACGAAAGACGGAACUUUAUCUACCUAUCAAUGGCAGAGAACGAAACAUUGCUCGGAACAGAACUGAAGCAAUUUACAUUUGGAUGGACCGAUUACACAUUGUUCAGCGGUCUCUUAGGGAUCAGUGUCCUCAUAGGGAUUUAUUUUGGUUUUUUCGACAAAAAACAGGACAACACUACUGAGUAUUUGCUCGGAGGAAAGACGAUGUCCUGUUUCCCAGUUAGCAUGAGUUUGGUUGCCAGUCACAUAUCGGCAGUCUCUUUGCUCGCCAUACCCGUCGAGGUAUAUCAAUAUGGUACACAGUACGCUGUCUGUAUUUUUACAUCGCUUAUAACGUGUACUCUCGUAUCGCUUAUCUACAUACCGGUAUUUUAUAAAUUACAAACGACCAGCUCGUUUGAAUACCUGGAACUGAGAUUCACGAGGUCCGUCCGAUUAUUCGCCUCGUUUCUUUAUACAUUUUCUUUGAUCAUUUACGUCCCUUUGAUCAUAUACGUACCAGCGCUAGCAUUUUCGCAGGCAACAUCGAUCAAUCUCUACUUGCUUACUCCGAUAAUCUGCAUCGUAUGCACAUUCUACACGACCAUCGGAGGAUUGAAAGCUGUCGUUUGGGCGGACACUAUUCAAAUGAUUGUAACCUUGGGAAGUUUGUUUGCCGUGUUCGUUUUGGGUACCAUGGCCGUGGGCGGUGUAUCCGAGGUUUGGAGACUAUCGGAAGAGGGUAGCAGAAUAGUUUUUUGGAACAUGGACCCUAGCCCGUUUGUUAGAAACUCAUUCUGGGGAAUGUCAGUCGGAAUGACGAUAACGUGGUUAACAGGAUUGGGCAUUAAUCAAUCGUCCGUGCAAAGAUUUUUGUCUGUGCCGAACAUUAAGGAAGCGCAUAAGGUAAUGGCGUCCAUGGGGAUAAGCAUUGUGAUAAUAAAAUGGGUGUCGGUAUUCACGGGACUUAUAAUGUACGCCAGGUAUCACAAGUGCGAUCCUAUAAGUACACACGUAAUUUCUAGGAGCGAUCAAUUACUUCCGUAUUACGUGUUAGACGUCGCCGCGAAUAUUCCAGGACUUCCAGGCCUUUUUCUUGCUGGUCUCGUCAGUGCCGGCCUCUCGACGAUGAGCGCUGCUUUGAAUACAGUGGCUGGCACAAUUUACGAGGACUUUAUCGAUUCUUGGUUACCAGAUAGCAGCGAUAAAGAGAAUCGGGCUGCGAGAAUUAUGAAGGUUAUCGUGGUCGUCAUUGGAGUAAUUUGCAUGGUGAUGGUUUUCGUCGUAGAUCGUUUAGGCGAUAUUUUCCGUGCUUCUCUGGCACUUCACGGAAUUACAGCUGGCGCGAUGCUGGGUAUUUUCACUCUGGGAAUGUUGGUGCCAUGGGCGACGUCGAAAGGUGUCAUCGUGGGUGGAUUAACUUCCAUGUUAUUCAUGAUUUGGCUUAUAGUCGGUGCUCAAGUGAACAUGGCUCAAAAACGAUUGGUUUAUCCUCCGCUUCCUAUGUCGACGGAGAGCUGUUUAAAUCACACGGUGUUUAAUCAAACGACAACGCACACGGAUGAUAACCCAGCGGACGAAGAGGAGAAACCGUUCGUACUGUUCACGAUAUCGUUCAUGUAUUAUUCUCUGUGCGGUUUCUUGAUAUCGAUGGUGAUUGGAACGGUAGUUAGUUUCAUGACUGGCGCCAACGAUCUAAGAGAGGUGGAGAGAAGUCAUUUUCCACCGUUCGUUCAAAGAUUUUUGCCACCGAAGAAAUACACCGAAGUUCCAAUGCACGCGAUCCCGACUGCGCUGGUGGCGAACCCGGAGAAGGAGAAGCUCAAUUUAUAAAAACGGACAUCACUCUCUGACACUGUGUUCGUUCAACUAUCCUGCUUGUAUGUAUGUCAGAAUGCGAGGAACAGUUUUUAAUAAAAUUAAGAAACGUUAAAGACAAAUGAAUCUUCCGAGCGAUAAGCGAUCGCAGGAUAAAUCCGGCCAUUUGCUACGAGGAAGCUGCACAUAACUGGUCCCUGGGUUGAAAGCAACCAUUAGGCCCCCGAUGAGGGUGUCAAAUUGACUAGAUUAUAUAUCUGUGCCACGCAUCUCAAUACGCAAACAACUCGUUUAAACAUCUGGAGGAACGAUGCCUAUCGGAUUAGGACGGAUGGAAACGCGAAGGGUGUUUUUCGUCCAGUCAUUCAUUCGUCGAGUUUGCUCUUGAAAAUCCGCGAAAGAUCGAUCGUGAACUAUGCACGAGUCGCGCGCCAUCAUUCAACGAAACUUAGAAAAGACACCGUCU
Messenger RNA from Heterotrigona itama, 2344 nucleotides. The record is from the annotation of a GenBank genome assembly. NCBI's taxonomy places the organism in Eukaryota, Metazoa, Arthropoda, Insecta, Hymenoptera, Apidae.